Molecule: messenger RNA, 1082 nt
Organism: Elaeis guineensis (African oil palm)
Lineage: Eukaryota; Viridiplantae; Streptophyta; Magnoliopsida; Arecales; Arecaceae
Source: RefSeq, a predicted model, not a curated record
UAGCAGAGAAAUCGUAAAGCGCGAGGAGAGGCGAGCCCUAAUUUCCAGACCUGUUCCUCCUUUUUUUUCCAGCCGACCACCCAUAGUCUUCGACCGCGGACCAUCGAACACCAUCAGCUUCGGCGCCGGCUAACAUCACCGCCGGAUACGGGUAGGUCGUUUAUAUUUCUCUUCUUUCUAGUCGAGGCUGAUUGAGCAAAAGGAAAGAAGUUGAUGGAAAACCUAUCAAUGCAUCACAAGUCGAUUACUCGAUGAAGAUUUAUUGAAUAACUGACAAUAAUGCGAUAUUCCUGCUACUGUGUUGGUAACCUAAAAGUGAAGGUGAUAGUUGAUAGUUUGCCAUUGGUGUACGCUGUACAAAACAGUGGAGAGAACGAUGGCUCUAGCUGGAGUUCUGCGGAACAGCCUUCGCCACUUGUCAGCUCGAUGUUUUCUGCCACUUUCGCUUCCACUAUCUCGAAAAGUCUUCACUCCUCUGCCUGUUGCUCCCACCAGCGGAGUUUGCCCAACAUUUUUAUCUGAUCUGCACUGUGGUUUUUCUUUGGAAAGAUUAUUUUCUACUUCUACAGCUGGUGCAGUUUUUAGCAGCUUGACUGAUAAUCGAUACCCAAAGAGAAGGCCUGGAACAAAGCCUCGACGGAAAAGAAGCAGCCUAAAACCUCCAGGUCCGUAUGCUUGGGUUCAGUAUGUUCCUGGAGAACCAAUACCUAGAAGUCGACCCAAUGAAGGAAGUGUGCAAGGAAGGAAACGGAAGAAGCGCAUCAAGCAGAGGAAAGCGUUUAUAUUGCCUUCGGAGCCUGACCUUAAUUAGAGGUCCUCAACAGAUGUCCUCAACAGAUGGGUAUUUCUGUUGAAUGUAUGAAGUUGUUGCAGUGUUCACACAAGUCAUGGGCGAGUCAGCUGCGUGGCGAGUGCUAUGAUAUUCUGAUUUAGAUGACAUUGCAUUUUCACAUUUCCUAGAGUAAAGAUAGACAGAUAAGGAACCUCUUAUCUGUCUGACAUUAAGUGCAAACCUAUUGUUUUUUCCCAUGUAGUGUCACAAUGUCGGCAAUGUUGGCAAUUGAAUGUUUGUGAGAGUCUUU